GUCCAUCCAGCCGUGCCUCGCCGGUGUGGUGCUCUAGCUUCUUUAGCCUGUCGCGGAGAGUCGCUGGCCCGCGGCCGCUGGGCGUUCGAGGGUCGCCAUGGCUGGUUAUGAAUACGUGAGCUCGGAGCAGCUGGCUGGCUUUGAUAAGUACAAGUACAGUGCGGUGGAUACCAACCCGCUCUCCCUGUAUGUCAUGCAUCCGUUUUGGAACACGAUCGUCAAGAUAUUUCCUACGUGGCUGGCUCCAAAUCUGAUAACCUUUUCUGGCUUUCUGCUGGUUGUAUUCAAUUUCGUACUUAUGGCAUACUUUGAUCCUGACUUUUAUGCUUCAGCACCCGGCCACAGGCACGUCCCCGACUGGGUUUGGAUUGUAGUGGGCAUCCUCAACUUCACGGCCUACACACUCGAUGGUGUGGAUGGAAAGCAAGCCCGAAGAACCAAUUCCAGCACCCCCUUAGGGGAGCUUUUUGACCAUGGCCUGGAUAGCUGGUCGUGUGUGUUCUUUGUUGUAACUGUGUAUUCUAUCUUUGGACGAGGACCGUCUGGUGUCAGUGUUUUUGUUCUUUAUAUCCUGCUGUGGGUAGUUUUGUUUUCUUUCAUCCUAUCCCACUGGGAAAAAUAUAACACAGGAGUUCUUUUCCUGCCAUGGGGAUAUGAUAUUAGCCAGGUGACUAUUUCUUUUGUCUACAUAGUGACUGCGAUUGUGGGAGUUGAGGCCUGGUAUGAACCUUUCCUGUUUAAUUUCUUAUAUAGAGACCUAUUCACUACAAUGAUUAUUGGUUGUGCAUUAUGUGUGACUCUUCCAAUGAGCUUAUCAAAUUUUUUCAGAAGCUAUAAAAAUAACACCUUGAAACACAAUUCAGUCUACGAAGCUAUGGUUCCCCUCUUUUCUCCAUGUUUGCUAUUCAUUUUGUCUACAGUGUGGAUCUUCUGGUCACCUUCAAAUAUUUUAGAGAUACAUCCUAGAGUGUUCUACUUAAUGGUUGGAACAGCCUUUGCCAACAGCACAUGUCAUCUGAUUGUUUGUCAAAUGAGCAGUACCCGGUGCCCAACUUUGAAUUGGCUGCUGCUGCUUCCGCUCUUACUGGUGGUCACGGUGGUAAACUUUGGAGUAACCUCUUACGUUGAGAGCGUUCUCCUGUAUGUGUUAACAACUGUGUUCACUCUGGCCCACAUCCAUUACGGAGUGCGAGUGGUUAAGCAGCUGAGCAACCAUUUUCAGAUUUAUCCCUUCUCAUUGAGGAAGCCAAACUCAGAUUGACUAGGAAUGGAAGAAAAGAAUAUUGGCAUGUAAUCUGCGGAAAGAAGUACUGUAAAUAAGAUGCUUGUAAAUAUUUCAUCCAUCACCAUUGAACUAAACCGAUCUGCUUGACAGACAUGGGAACUCAGUGGAUGUGGUACUCGGACAGCAAAGAUGAUAGAUACUUAUGAUCUGAACUUGGGGGAUUUUGGACCUACUAACUCCAUUCUAUUUUAUCUUAAUUUUUAUAAGAUUUUGUGACAUUUUAGUUAAGCAUAAUGCGGACCAGCAAAAGGUUCCUAGUGAUUUUUGCUUCAUGAGUCCAUAAUUUUUUGGUUCAUACUGAGUUAAAGACACUUUGCUUUUAUUUUUAAGACUCCAAAAUUGGUUUAUGAACUCUGGUAACAUUUAGAAAAUUGCAGUAAGUUUUCAUAUCAGGUACUUAAUAGUAGGUCUUUAGCUGCAGAAGCUGUAGCCCAUAUCUAAUCUAGGGAAGAGAUAAGAGCAAGUCACCUUCAGCAAGAGAUGCCAAAUGAUCAUAGAACAAUAAACAGUUGCCAAAUACUGGUUUCUCUUUCCCAUGGAAAUGCCUUUUGUCCUCACAUGCUAAGAGAGCUAAUAUAUAUAUAUAUAUAUUUAUAUUUAUAUAUAUUUAGAUUCUCUAGUAUUCUGGCUCUCUUUGUUAUGGAACAAAUCUUGAUAAAUAGUUUAAUUUUCUUUUAAAGGAAAUAUCCAAUUGAGAAAUAGUAGAGAAUGGAUUGUAAUUGUAGCAUAUCUGUAGGCAUGUUUCAUUGUUUUAAUGUGGCAUUUUUUCCCCUCUCAGCUGCAAGUUGUUGCGAUUUGGUGCCUGUGAACGCUGAGUAUAUGAAUGCAUGUGAUAGUCCCAGUAUUUUAAUAAUUACUUGUGAGGGCACAGAGAUACCUCCUUCUGAGACUCAUUUGCUUGGGAGUCAGGAAUUUCAUGAACCUCGCUAUGAAUGACAGCUGUGAACCUCUCCACAGACUUAGUUCUCUACGUCAGUUUGUCCUCCCUCUUCCUCCAGUCCUUAUCUGUCUCUGUGGAGGAGGGAAUGCUGCUUUUUGUUCAUAUAGAACAAAGAAGUAGAGAGAAAUUCUCUUUCCCUGGCUUGCCCACAUCCCCACAUGCCUCACUGAGUACGUGCUCCCUUUGAUGACUUGGAGUGAAAUUGGAGGUUUACUGGCAAAUACCCCUUUGCCCCCAUGUGAUUAUUUUAUACAUCUUACCUUUUCAUGAGUGUGGAUAUUUUCUAUUUCUUUUUUACUUUGUCACCUUUUAGUUUGGUGGUGGUGAAAUUUACUUGCUGGUUCUUUUUAUUUUCCACUGAAUGAAGUUUGUGCUUGAAUGAAGAGUGUAUCUUAAACCCUUUUAUUUUGGACGGAUUGCACUUGGAUAAAAUAGGCACCACUGUGUUGAUAUGUAAUUAAAUUCAUAGCUAUUAUUUAUCUAUGAAUGUGACCACCGUUAAGUUUAAUUAUAAUGUAUUUCUUGUUGAAUUUCAUUCAUUCUGCUGCUUUGUAAAAAUAACCGUAAUUGAUACUUUAGUUUUUAAAUUUGUAAAUGCUAAUCAUUGUCAUCCAUGUUAUUAGGAAUGAGGAGCCCAGGAGCUGAUUCAUGGUUAUGUACUCAUAAAGUUGCUUGUAAGGUUGAGGUCUAUUUGGUGACUUUCUCUAAGACAAAAAUAAGCACUGAAAAUAGAUGAGAAAUUGAUGAAAGGAAAAUAUGGGUAGUGAUUCCAUGUUUGUUAAUAAAUUGCCAUCAUGGAGGUCAGAGAAUGAACCAGCUAAGUCAUGGUAAUUAUUAUUUUUUUUUGUAUACUUUGUUCUGUCAAACUGAACUGGAUGAAAUGUUGAUUUGGGUGGGAGUAAAGUUUUGUUUUAAGGUUUCUAAGCUAAUAAUUUUAUUGUUUUGUCAACCUUAUAUACAGAAUGAGAUUAAUUUGUAUUAUAUAAGAAAAGAACUGAUAAAUAUUUAUAAAAUGACAAAUUUGGACCACAGGCUUUCUUCACCUUGUACAGUAUAGUAAAAAAUACCCUUUGGGGCAUACUAUCACAUCCUAUAAUUUGGGGGCUAUUUUACCUCAAUGUGUGUUUUAUUCUCUCUCUGUUGCAUCAAGUUUAUUUGAAAAUUGUUUUCUGCCUACACUUUGUGACAUAUUUCCCUGUGGUGGUAAGGAAUUACGCUAUACUCAGUUUUUUUAUUGACAUCGUUAGAUGAAACCAGAUAAAAGUAAAGCAGAGCAGUUGACUAUUUGUGAAUACUGUGGCCUCUGUUAAUGCACUGCCCACUCUCCUGGGACAGUUGCCAUCUCAAAUGCUUCUCGAAAGCCCUCUGUCAUGUAGGGAUAAAGGUGCCCAAGCAGGACUAAGUCCCUAGUAGCUCUGUGUGUUCAUGUCAUGCCACUUAUUAUAAUACUUCCUAAGUAAAAAGGGUAUUUUUAGGCUUAUGCAUGAUAUUUUGGGAUGAGGCCAACCACAGCCUUUUUCCCAGCAUACACUGAGCUGCCUUUUGGGGAGCAGCACACAUAUUUUCUGUACAUUUCAGAAUAGCGUGCCUUAAUCAGGCUAGAGGUUUGCUUUGUGUUUCUGCUGACCAAAGUUACCUAGACCUGUGAGAAGUUUCUUUUCAGGUUAAGGUAUGAAAAUAUCAUUUCAUGCUUGUCAGAAAAUAAUUUCCCUAUAUUCAAAGGGAGCAAAGGAUAGAAAAUUCUAAAAAUAUCUGUAUAGAGUGUGUUAAAUUCUGCUUUUUAUGAUUCUUGAAUAGUAAUAAUAAUUAUGAACUUAAUGCAUCACAAUUUUAAAUUAUCACUGUGGGAACUGUCUUUCUUCCACUAGUACAGAAUAGGUAUAGUUUAUGGGUUUUAGUUUUAAGGCUCAGAGAGUGACUUCCAACCAAAAAGCAAAACAAUUUUCCUUGACAUUUUAAUGAUAUCAUGAUUCAAAUACUUUUAAUUCUAAUUUAAAAAAUAAAUUUUUGAUUAUGGUCUAGAAUGUUUUACUACUACUACUGACAAAUCUUUUAGUGUGAUAGUUAUUGGGGAGAGGAGUAGAUGUCUAGAGUUGCCCAAAUUCUAAACAGAUACCAAAAGUGUUGAUUAUGGCUUGGAACUUGGGCAAUGGGGAGCAUGCAAAGAAAAACAAAAAGUCAUAUAGUGUCCACUUUCAAAGGAAAAAGUGCUCCCCUUAGCAAGUACUCAAUGUCCUGUGAAUUUGAAAGUCUCCUAAGCUUUCAAUUUCAAACAGUUAGUUUAUUUCAUAGUCAAUCAAAAGUAUUUGGAAUAUGCUUUACUUUCCAAAGUAAAUUUUGAUGCUGUAACAUAAUAAUAAAAAGAUAACCUGAAGGUAUUUGACUAAAAGUCGUCUUCCCUUUAUAUUUCAACUAAAAGCCUUUUGUAGCUCUUCCUCUUCACCAAGGUUUUCUUUUAACUAGCCACCCUCGCUUUGCCGCUCUUAGAUAUUCAGACAAUCUUGAUUACCUUAGAUCUCUUGACUAGUCCAGGAUUGGGAUGUGCCAGAGGGAACAAGGUAAAAAACUGGACUAGAAUUUCUGACUUUGGGUCACCAAAUAAACUAAAAACAGAUAAAGAAACCUUUGAUGGUGCUGAUUCCUGUGCUUAAUGAGAGCAGUCUUUAUCUUGCUUGACCUUAGUUCUGGGCUCGAGUGAGCAUUCUAAGAAAUCUGUGAAAUCAGACUAGAGGUUUCUUUGUCCUAUGAGGUGUCUUUGUAAGGCAGCAUGACCUUUCCUCAACACCCUGUGGGUGAUGAACUUAUUAUCAGUACUAGAACCUUCCAGGAAGAAUUUAAGCUAGUAUGCUGCAUUUGAAGCACAUUAACAUGUGCAUUAAAGUGACAGUUUUAGCAGUAAAAUGGUACUAAGUUAAUCACUGUGACUGAUGAAUACCCUGUACAUUUUAGGAAACAAGUAAAUUUCUGAUUUUCCUUUGUUAAUGAUAUAAUUUGCAUAUUUUACUUUUUGUCUUGGUACAAAUGAUGGGCAGUUAUUUUUGGGUGUUGGGAAAUCAUGCUUGUCUAACUUUUCCAGAGGAAGUGGCAGUAGAUUUGCUUCUUCCUUGCUUGGAGCUAUGGGAAGGGGUUUAAUUGACUAAUUCAUCUCUAGAAUUUCUGGAGUAUAAAAGAAAUGUAACUUUUUAAACUGCAUGCUAGUUAGCUUGCUUUUGCUCUUUAAUAGAAAAUAUGCAAGAGAUAGUUAUCUGAGUUAAUAUUUAGGGUAGCAGAAGAGCUGUUCCGUGUAGCUCUUCUCACAGAUGACCAGAGCAAGGCAAGGCUCGGCACUAGGUCAAACAGGCUGGGUUCCCAGAACUGGAAAGUGAUUUCAGAAUAGUUUGACAAGGGCUUAACUCUGUAGGAAGGUCUAUUUGGACACAUCAGAAGCACUGUCUGGUCUCCCACAGACCAUACAUACUGUCUUUUUCGUAAUACGAUUUGAGAACUGGGCUACAUCAGAGUGAUACUGCUUUUUAAGCACAUGAACUGUACACAGAGUCCCUGCUGCACUGAAACUGGACAGCCCUGGAGUCACAUGAAUGGCUAAAUGCCUUCUGGCUCUUUGUCUAAGUUCUUCUCUUGAGCAGUUUCUAUGGGUAACAGUCAAAAUUAGAAUUGAUUUUGGUUUUUCAUUAAAAGACAAUUUGCCACAAUUUCUUAUUCUAAUGAGUACUUUUGAAUCUCUAAGGAUAAGUUCUUGAUCAGGAACACACUUAGAACUUGAUCUUAUGAAGCAGGUUAUGGGAGGAAUCUUUUAAUUUUGCAAGAUCUAUGAAUGCUGCAUUAUCUAUUUAUUUGAAUCACUGAUAUCAUUCAGUUAUCAGUCUGAAUUUAAUAACUACUAAGACUACCUGUAAUAUUGACCUAGUUGUAUUUGUUUUAUUAGGUCCAGAGCAGCCAUUCAGGAAACAAAAACCAGCUACAUGUAGUGACUUACUCAUUUGCCAAGAAAGACAAAUUCAGUAUUAAUUCCCAAGUUCUUUUUUUUUUUUUAAUAGUUUUCCUCUAGGUGAAGGGGAAAGAAGUAAAUAAUUACUGGAUGUGUAAGCUCUCUGCUGCCCACUUCCUCCCUCUCCCAUGGAAUUUAAUAGGUUAAAUUUGCAGCCAGUUGUAGAAAAAGGGGUUUCUGAGUGAGGUUUAAUGCCCUAAGGCUAAGUACACAUGGCAGGAGUCAUGGUGGAUUGGUUAUUGAGUUGUUCAGCUUGGCCUAGAUGCAGUUUGCUCACUCUAGAAUUCUGAAACAUAAGGUUUUCAUCCCUUCUCAGGUAUCUAGAAACACAAUUGAGCAGCUGGAAUAUGUUUACUAAAGUAGCAUACAUUAGAGAGGAAGAUAAAGAGGAGCACAAACCUUAUUUUCUCUGUCAAGUAGCUUAAUUGGUCUGUCUAGGACUUGCGGUGAUCAUAGUAAAUAAUGUAUUAUUUUAUCUGGUUUCAUGUGGUGUGUGUAUAUACAUAUUUAAUAUGUAUACAUAUACUCUCUUUGCAUAUAUAUGUAUGAUAUAUUCAUAUAUACAUGCAGUCUACUCUUGAUUAUCAGCAAAGUGGUAAGGCCGCCAUUAGACUGUUUCUUCAUGUUGACUUACUCUGCACGUAGCCCCUAACUGAAACCUCUUCCUCAUCUGGAGCCACUAUCUUUCCUACUUCCAGUGUAACUCCGUGCUGAAGAAAGGCCCUUGAAAUCUGUAACUUUCUAUUCCCUUUUACCAGGGAUUGUGUGAGCCAAAAACACAGCUUUUAAGAAAGAUGGCUGCUUCUGCCAGGGUUGAGGUUUCUGGGUCUAAAAGACUACGGGGCCCAUUCUGGCCAGAAGGCAAUGCUGAGAGCAGCUGUGUUCCUGGGCGUGACGGGCGGGGGAACAACCUUACAGAAACUGGCUUCACAACUUGGUCAGAUUCCGUUAACUGGGAUGUUUCAAGUUGUAGACAGUUUGAUGUGCGAACAGAUCACACUAUGCGCUCCACUGUCCUUCCACCUCCUGGGUAUUACUGUUCCCCUUUGCCAGCUCAGAUAAUCAAGACCUGACUGUUUUCUUGCCACCAGAUUCUGGAAGCCUUGUCCUUUCAACUGGAUUUAUGUUUAUUUCUGCUGCUGUGAAACCCAAAAGUAAUACAGUAGGUUUUAUUUUAAAAUUGUUUAAUUCUAUUAUUGAUAAAUAUUUAUUGUAAUAAA
Condylura cristata (star-nosed mole) is the source of this 7433-nucleotide messenger RNA. RefSeq names its product ethanolaminephosphotransferase 1 (gene SELENOI). Gene Ontology annotation, biological process: phosphatidylethanolamine biosynthetic process. The record is from RefSeq and is a predicted model, not a curated record. Bases 98 to 1261 code for a protein of 387 amino acids. Gene Ontology annotation, cellular component: endoplasmic reticulum membrane; Golgi apparatus. Lineage: Eukaryota; Metazoa; Chordata; Mammalia; Eulipotyphla; Talpidae. The transcript has 10 exons. Gene Ontology annotation, molecular function: ethanolaminephosphotransferase activity.